Messenger RNA from Penicillium vulpinum, 681 nucleotides. RefSeq names its product class I SAM-dependent methyltransferase. Bases 1 to 681 code for a protein of 226 amino acids. The record is from RefSeq and is a predicted model, not a curated record. Lineage: Eukaryota; Fungi; Ascomycota; Eurotiomycetes; Eurotiales; Aspergillaceae. The transcript has a single exon.
AUGUCCGAGACCAACAACCAUCGAAUCAAGGAUGACAUAAAGAAAGCCUAUGAUGACAUUGCCGAAGUCUACCUAGACUGGACACAGUCUUCCCACGAAACGCGCCUUUCUUAUCUCAAUCUCAUGCUUCGAUCUUUCGAUUCUGCAAGAGAAAAUGACCAAACUAGCAUCCUUGAGCUAGGAUGCGGCGCCGGGGUACCAUGUACUCAACUUUUGGCAUCUCGUGAAUACAUCAGCGUCACUGCAAAUGAUAUAUCCGACACCCAAAUCGCCAUGGCAAAGAAGCGGCUUCCUGAGUCCGUGAAUCUGAUACCAGGGGACAUGAUGGAAUUGAAAUUUGGCCAGGAGCAGUUCGAUGCUGUGGUGGCCAUGUAUUCUAUUAUUCAUCUACCACGCGAUGAACAAACUACAAUCCUUCAUCGCAUUCAUGAUUGGUUGAAACCUGGCGGACGACUUCUCGCAAACUUCUCCGAGACUGGAUUUGCGAGCUCUUCUGACCAAUCUUGGUUGGGUGGUACAAAAGGGGCAAUGCAUUGGAGUGGAUGGGGUAGAACCGAAAUGAAUAGACUUCUCACAGAUAUUGGCUUCGAGAUGGAGAUUGAUGAGGUUGUCGUGGAUUGCGAAGAAGAGAAUGGAGUCUCGCGGGAUGCCCCAUUUCACUGGAUCUUGGCCAAGAAAUGA